This is a messenger RNA of Aspergillus sclerotioniger CBS 115572, 2289 nucleotides long. Its product is annotated as 2OG-Fe(II) oxygenase. The transcript is spliced from 6 exons. NCBI's taxonomy places the organism in Eukaryota, Fungi, Ascomycota, Eurotiomycetes, Eurotiales, Aspergillaceae. The coding region runs from base 149 to 2122 and encodes 657 amino acids. The record is from RefSeq and is a predicted model, not a curated record.
CCUAUAUAUACUCUUUUUUAGCUCAUCUGUCCCGUCUUCUCGUUCUCUAUCUUCAAUCUGGUUGGUUUCGCUUUCAAACCAUCUACUCUUCAAACCAUCUACUCUCCUUCAAUCCCGUUCCAACCUACUACUUCCUGGAUCCUCAGCCAUGGGUCAAGUCAGGCUUUUCCCCAACCGUCCCUCCGUGGAUAAGAACAAGGGCCACGACGCAGUCAGUGCCAUCCUGACCCAGCUCGAGACCUGGGCAAAGGAGCGCAUGGAUGAGGAGGGCAAUAUGGACCCCUGCAUUGACAAAUUCCUGGUCGGCGUCCUCAAGCUGGACCCUUCUCAACGCCAUCGCUUUUCACCGGACCUCGAGGCCGUCAAGGCCGCCAACGCCAGCGAAAUGCAGAGGCUCGCCUUCAAUUUGAAGACCAGCUUGGAUCAUCAAGUGCCAGGAUAUCUGGACUCGGCUCUCGAUGUUUUGGAUGACCCCAAGUUGAAACCAAAGUUCAGCCAGAGAUGGGACGCCGUCGGGAAGCAGCUUGACCAGCUAGACCCUACUGGCAGCUUUGGGGGAACUAUGCUGGAGACCCUGAUCGCUCUUCCUCAACAGCCUUCCAAAGGGAAGAAGAAAAAGACCACCGGAGCAUCCGCCCUCACGUCUGCUGCCUUUACUGAAGCGUGUCAGCAGUUGAGAGAGGCCAUAGAAAACGAAACCUCAUCUGCCUCCUUUACCUGUGGGGGCAUCAUCCCGAUCAACAGGACUGAGGGCCAUUCUGCUUCCGACAAUACCUCAUCCGCGGUGGGAGUGUACUGGAAAACCCAGGACAAGUCAACGACGCACUCGCUGGACCUGCCAGUUACAGACAAUCUCACUGGCCCUGUCGGAAGCCUCAUUGCCGAUUGCCAGCCUGCAAGCUUUGGUCGAGGAGGAGAAGAUAUUCUCGACCCGGAGUAUCGCAGGGCUGGAAAGCUGGACCCGGGUUAUUUUGCGACUACUUUCCACCCAGCAGAUUUCGGAAUCGUCGACAUCGUCGAGCGGACUCUGCUUCCUGAUAUCAGCAGCAUGCGGUCUCGGAAGCUCCGUGUCGAACUAUACAAGUUGAAUGUCUACUCUGGACCAUCCGGGCAUUUCCGCAAGCAUGUCGAUACCCCUCGCUCUGAGCAUCAGAUUGGGUCCUUGGUGGUUUGCCUGCCGUGCGAAUUCGAGGGAGGUAACCUGGUUGUACGCCACAAUGGACAGGAAACCAACUUUGACUGGAGCCCUCAGAGUGGCUCGACGAUCCAGUGGGCGGCCUUCUACUCUGACUGUGAACAUGAAAUUGAGACCAUCACCCGUGGAGACCGGAUCACUCUCACAUACAAUCUCUAUGUGAGAGACGUGACUGAGAUGACGGAGAGGGUUGAGGCCGAGAUCGGACUCAGCAGCACCAUCCAGCCAAGGUCAUUGUCACUGUAUGGUCUCGUCGAAAGCCUGCUCGGAACGCCGGGAUUUAUGAAAGAAGGUGGCGUACUCGGCAUUUUUUGCUCCCACGCUUAUCCCCACGCCUCCGAUAAGACUGGGCUUCAGCUUCCCCAAGCUUUCAAGGGGGCUGAUCUUGUUGUUUAUGCCGUGCUCAAAUCGCUCGGUUUCAAGGUCAGCGUGGUUCCUAUAUUGGAGUUAAAUGGAAGCUUCGGGCCUGGCAAUGAUGCCUUGGGUAUCACCGGGCAAAUCAAGGACGCGAAACUGCGCUACGAGCAUUCAUAUAGCCCUCGCCCAUCAUCCGGUAAGUUGACGUGGAUGCUGACGACACAACCUAUUUUAGAGGGUAUGGAUAUUUUCCGAAAUAAGCAUGACUUGCCCACACCUCCGGCUCGCUUCAACAAGGCCGAAGGGACCCGUGUUGGACCGGAGUUCCGGAAGUAUUUCACCACCGAAACAGGAGGAUGGGAAGAGGAAGAUAUUGAUGUGAUUGGCGCUGAGGUCUGGCCGUCAUACUACCUCCCCGGCAUCACUUGGAUCACCGAACCGAAACACGAGGAGAUGGCCUUUACACACAUGACCUACGGAAACGAAGCUGGGUUGGGUACUCGUUACUCGUGUGCUGCAAUCCUUGCUGUCAUUCCACCAUUCAGUGUCCGCAGCCAGCCCUCAGAAUAGAGGGAUUCUGGGGGAUCGGGCAGCAAAAGGGAGGAAGGGUGGCCAACCUAUCAUGGUAACCACAGAGAAAAAAGUUCUUGAAUCCCUGAUUACUGUGUUUUCGAUCACUGCUACGUUGUCUGCUUAACUUAGUGAGACUUAAGAAUGUAUCGCCUGGUAGUUUUCAC